AUGUCCAACAACACUACCGAAACCGAAAGAUACAGAGAGCUACUUGCUUCUCUGAUAUCUAGCGCUUCUUAUGCAAGAGCUCUAUCGGAAGUUUCCUCCUCCUCUGAUAUAGACUUCUUAGCCAAGGUUCUUCUUGAUAUCGCUAAUGCCACAAAUAAGAGCCAACAGCUCAUCAAAGAACUCAUCUAUUUUGAAAUUAGUAAAUAUCAACACAUGCCCACAACAAUUUUCAGAAGUAAUUCUCUUGCUAGCAAGGCUUUGGGUCUGUAUGUACGAGAUGUGGGCUACCAAUACUUGAAAAGCACAAUUGGUUUGCUUUGUGAUGAGCUCAUACUUGAGAACCGAAGCCUUGAGAUUGAUCCAAAAGCUCUUGAAGAAGAAAAAGAAGGUGAUAAAAAGUUGCCUCAAAAUAUUGAGAAACUUACGGAAUGGUGUGGAAGGUUUUUAGACAAAAUGAUGUCUCCAGAAGUGAUAGACAUGAUGCCAAAAGAGCUGAGAUUAAUUGCUCGUUUUAUUGGGCAAGUGAGUGAUUCAUUGCAACUAGAUACGCCAGUAUUAAUUGGUGGCUAUAUCAUGUUGCGUUUUUUCAACCCAGCAAUUGCUACUCCAGAUGCCAUGAACUUGACAACAAAGAAAAAGACCAAGGUUUCUCAAAGAAACUUUAUUUUAAUCACUAAGGUAAUACAAAACUUAGCUAAUAAUGUUUUGUUCGGAAAUAAGGAAAGGUUUAUGAUUUGUAUGAACGACUUCCUUACACAGAAGAAGGAUGUCAUGAGAGAGUAUUUAAUGUCUAUUAUUGAUUACUCGGAACAAGUUGAUACAUCAGACAGAAACAUUCUUCCAUUUGAAAAGAGUGAGCUAAAUGUUGCAGUUGAUCCUAAGAGCAUUGAUUUAUCUAAGUUCGACAAACGGGAUUUGGAUAAGUUUUACAAACUAUUUUUUGAAUAUUCUCCUCAAAUAGUUGAAUUUAUGACAGAAGAGGGAAUAACAAAGGAGAUAAAGCCUAUCAGAGAAAUUAUGAACUCUUGUUUAGAGGUGAUAGAACUCGUAGAGAAAUUAGGAGAGCCAGUUGGCUUCAAUUCAACUCCACAAACACCAACACCACAGUCCGAAGAUAGUGACGACGACCCUCUUGAUGCUUGCACGAUUCAAAUGGAAAAAAUCUUCUCGAAACUUUGCACUCAGAUAUGGAAACACUCUACCAAGAUCGAUGGAACAGCAACUGAGAGCAAAUACUUCUUUUAUAGAGGAAAUAAUAUCCUAACAUCAUUUGAAGAGAAGUUAAUGGUCUAUUAUCUGAUAGGAACUCGUCUUAAAGAUGUCGACUUUAACGAAGGAUUUGGAGAAGUACUGUUCCAUUUUAUCAAAGUAUUGAGGCCAUCUUUUGAAAAUAUCAGACCACCUUCUGCAAAAACUGAACUGGACAAAUACUCCAAGAAGUUUAUGCUUAUUCUUGAUCUGAGUUAUGUUUGUCUCAAUGAUGCUCAAAAAGAUGCAUUGGGACUCAUCCUUAACAGGUUUUCCCGACUACUAACACUGGCUCAACAAAAGCAACUGUAUCAAACAGUAGUUCUUCACGCUCCAAACAUGACUUACCUUCCAACAUCAAUUGUUAAAUUCUUUGCAAAAACGAAACUGGCUGUCUCUGCAAAGAAACAAAAAGACUAUCUCAAAAAGAUUGUACUGAUGGAUGAUUAUUCAAGGUUGAUCUCGCAUGGCUUCAAAAGAGAGGAAGACAUUUUACUUCCUGAAAUUUCCAAGUUCAAUGUACCAAAAACAUACAAAAUUAUCAAAGUGAAUCCAAAAGGAAAGCACCAAGAAAGACUUCUCAAAAUUACCAUGAUGUCUUUAUUGAAUAUCGAUCCAAAGAGUAAGAUUGUUAAGAACGAGAGAUUACUUUCGGAAAUUGAGGAAAUCUCUGCUCCUCCCUCAAAUCUUGAGAUUCACAUGAGAUUUAGACCUAUUACGCCAAAAACAGAUCAACCAAUUCCAUAUUUCCCAGAUAAUAUGGAAGAUGAGGAAACAGAUGAUGACUCCAAUGAUGUAGCUGUAAAGAAAAAGAAAAAAUUCGAGGUUGGAUUUAGAAGAUAUAUUGUGAAUAGCGAGCAAGAGAGAGAGGCAGUACUAGAGGAGAUAUUUGAGACUGUUGUUAGAUCUCAAUAUUGUACAACAUAUCAAUCGUUUAGUGCGCUUCUUUACAAAGGCACUUCCAAAAAGGCAAAGAGACUGCUCAAACUUACAGCAGAUUCAAUACUGGAGGUGUCAGGCAGAACUAUUAAGAAUGAAUUUCCAUUCAUUGGAAUAGAAUAUUGCAGAAUGUGUAGUGGUGUUUUAUCAUCACUGACAAACUUUGAUAAGGACGAAGAAGAGACGGAUCUACUGACCCUCCUGUCUUCUUCAUCAUUUACAGGAGCUGCUUCUACAAUUGCAGAAAAAGCAAAACAACCAGAAAAGCCUACCAUUCACAAAGACAUGGUAUCUCUAAAGAUGAAAAACGAAGAUACUGAACGCUAUUUCAUUAUUACUUCAACAGGUUUUGAACAAGAGGACACUCAUGUGUGUGCGCAAGAAUUUAUUAAGGCAAUCGAAGAAGGGGUAAAGCGCAACAAGGACAUUGUUUUGCAACGCAGCCUCUCUGAACCUGAAUUUUCUUUUGACACCAUUAACGGGGAUAUGGUAAUGAAGUCAGCUGAUGAUAAAACAUCUGACAAUACAGGUGUGGAUGGUAAAAAUACCAUCAGUACUAGUGAAUAG
This is a messenger RNA of Naegleria lovaniensis, 2754 nucleotides long. RefSeq lists its product as uncharacterized. Bases 1 to 2754 code for a protein of 917 amino acids. The record is from RefSeq and is a predicted model, not a curated record. Gene Ontology annotation, biological process: regulation of GTPase activity. NCBI's taxonomy places the organism in Eukaryota, Heterolobosea, Eutetramitea, Acrasida, Naegleriidae. The transcript has 3 exons.